This is a messenger RNA of Ylistrum balloti, 459 nucleotides long. RefSeq names its product complexin-like. Gene Ontology annotation, cellular component: terminal bouton; SNARE complex. The transcript is spliced from 4 exons. NCBI's taxonomy places the organism in Eukaryota, Metazoa, Mollusca, Bivalvia, Pectinida, Pectinidae. The record is from RefSeq and is a predicted model, not a curated record. The coding region runs from base 1 to 459 and encodes 152 amino acids. Gene Ontology annotation, molecular function: syntaxin binding. Gene Ontology annotation, biological process: regulation of neurotransmitter secretion; synaptic vesicle exocytosis; neurotransmitter transport.
AUGGCUGCAUUUAUUGCCAAACAGAUGGUUGGUAACCAACUAAAGUCUGUAAAAGGUGCUAUGGGUGACAAAGACGGUGAGGGGGGAGAUGCAUCAGCUGAAGAUGGCCCUAAUUCAGAGCAGCAGAAUGAAAUAGAGGAAGCACGCAGAGAGGCGGAGGAGAAACGAAAGGAGAAACAUAGAAAGAUGGAAGAGGAAAGAGAAGAUAUUCGACAAGGCAUACGAGAUAAGUAUGGAAUCAAGAAAAAGGAGCCAGAAGUAGAUCCAGCCUCACUCCUACAGGAGGAUGGAGAUGGACGACUAGGUCGCAAGAAAAAGACACCUGCAGAACUUGCAGCUGAGGCAAAUGCUGAUUCAGAGGAUGAAGAUGAAUUUACAAUGCCAAAAAGUCUUGAUGAAUUGAAAUCGAAAGUGGUCACUAGUGUUGGGGAGGUAACUGAAAAGUGUACACUACAGUGA